Messenger RNA from Ichthyophthirius multifiliis, 1782 nucleotides. RefSeq names its product morn domain repeat protein. The transcript has 4 exons. The record is from RefSeq and is a predicted model, not a curated record. NCBI's taxonomy places the organism in Eukaryota, Ciliophora, Oligohymenophorea, Hymenostomatida.
AUGAAGAUCCUUAAUAAAGACCUAGUUUUUUAUAAAUAUAUAAUAAUUUAUAAAAUAUUUGCAUAUAUAAAAAUAUAGAAGGUUUAUAUAUAAAAUAUAUAAAUUAUAAAAUAAAUAUAUAUAAAAAUAUUUAUUUAUAUCUAUAUAUAUAUUUUUAUAUAUUUAUAUAUAUAUAUAUAUUUUUUUUUUUUAUAUUUUUUAUAUUUUUUUAUUUUUUUAUUUUUAGUAUUAAAUAUCUAAAAUUAAAUAUUUAAUUUGGAAAAACUUCCAUUAUAAGAGAGAGCUAUAGAAAUUAAAAAUGAAAUUUUUUCAAAAAAAAAAUAACUUUUUGAAAAAGAAAGAUUUUAAAGAAGUAUAUCUAAUAUCUAGAAUAAAUUUUAAUAAUAAAAAUCUUAAAUUUUUUCUACUCCUGGUAAAAAAAGGACAAGCUAAAUUAUAGAAAGUUGUAAAAAAAAAUCUUUUAGUCCUUUUUCUUAAAGUCCUUAUUAAAGAAAUUCAUAUAAUAUUGUCUAAAUAGUCAAUUAAAAUUCAAAAAAAAAAGAAAUUCAUCAUAAUCGUUCAUUUUAUUAAGUUAAUAAAAUUUUAAAUUUAGAAUAGAAGGAAGCCUUCGAUAAAUACUUAAAAGAUUUGGAAAACAAGUAUAUUUAUGAUGAAAAUGGCAAACUUAAAAGUAAUGUAUAAAGGAAGGAAUAUUUAGAUGGUUCAGUUUAUAUAGGAGAGACAAUUUUAAACGAAGAAAAAUAAGAAAUAAGAGAAGGUUAUGGUAUCUAUUAUUAUAAUAAUGGGGAUAAUAUGGAAAAUUAAAUGAAAUUUAUACAUGAUGUAUUCAGUGAGAUAUACGCAGGAGGUUGGAAAAAUAACGUUUUUUAAGGAAAUGGGGUUUAUUUAUUUUCUACAGGAGAAAGAUAUGAGGGAGAACUUUAAAAUGGACAAAAACAUGGAAAAGGAUAGUAUUUUUAUGUUAACUAAAAUCAUUAUUAUGGAGACUGGUUUAAUGAUUUAAAACACGGUUUUGGGGUAUUUAAUAUAUAUUUAAAUAAAGAAAAAUAUGAAGGAGAAUUUCAAAAUGGAUUAAGACAUGGAAAUGGAGAUUAUUAUUAUAAUAAUGGAGAUUUGUAUAAAGGAUAAUGGGAAUAUGGGUAAAAAUAAGGGUUUGGUGAAGUUUUUUUUUAAGAUGGAAGUUAUUUUUCUGGAGAAUGGAAGAGAAAUUAACCUAAUGGAUUCGGAAAAAUUAUUUAUAAUAAUGGAGACGCAUACGAAGGAAAUUUUGUGGGCGGGUUUAAGGAUGGGAACGGAGUUUAUUUACAUAAAUAAGCUAAUUCGAAAUUUGUUGGAUUUUUUAAAAAAGAUAUGCCUUUUGAAUUUGGAUAGUUUUUUUACGGGAACAAUGAUAAAUAUGAAGGAGAAAUAAAUGGGACUUAAAGAUAUGGAAAAGGGACUUAUACAUAUUCUAAUGGUGAAACAUAUGAAGGUGAAUGGAAAUAUGAUAAAAAAAACGGACUUGGUGUAUUUCAUUAUUAGGAUGGGUCGGUUUAUAAUGGAUAAUGGUCUUAAGGAUAAAUUAAAGGUUUAGGAACUAUGAUUUAUAGUGAUGGAUCUUAAUAUAAAGGUUAAUGGACUAAAGAUUAAAAGCAUGGAAAUGGAAUUUACAAAUGGUCAAAUGGAGCUUGGUAUAAUGGAAGUUGGAAAUAUGAUAAAAUGAAUGGGAAAGGACUAUUAGUAAAGGAUAAUUAGAGAAUUGAAGGUACAUGGAACGAAAAUAAAUUAAUUAAUAAGAUUUGA